Molecule: messenger RNA, 3324 nt
Organism: Coregonus sp. 'balchen'
Lineage: Eukaryota; Metazoa; Chordata; Actinopteri; Salmoniformes; Salmonidae
Source: the annotation of a GenBank genome assembly
AUGGUUUCGUGUUUAUUUUGCGGUCCCAAGUUGGCCGCCUGCGGUAUUGUCAUCAGCAUCUGGGGAGUCAUAAUGCUGGUAAUAUAACUUGUAACUUGAAGUAAAGUGGUUUUAGUUGCUUAUUAUCAGUAUGUGUACAUUGUAUGUGUACAGUGCUUGUUAAAAUAAUAGGUUAUUGAUAAGACAACCAAGAGAGUAUGGUAAUGUUGUUGUUUUUUUGCAUCGCAUAUGCCAAUGUGUGAUCCCCAGCCCAGAAACAUUACUAGCUAAUUUAUUACAGCUGAAUUGUAUAGCUAGCUAUCUCUUGGGGUGCCUCAUUAAGACAUAGACAGACAGGGACUGAUGGUGUUUGUUGUAGUCUUCUCCUACAGCCACUGACUAUGUUUCUUGUAGUCAAAUAAACUCUUUAGGUUUGAGAAGUUCCUCUUAUGACAUUCAUAUUCGUUGGAGUAUUAUGCACUGCACUGCUGAUACAAGCAAAGGAAGCCAUACUACUACUAAGUCAUUUGCUACCUACCAAUAAUCACAUUCUCUCACCCCAUCUCUCUCUCUCUCUCUCUCUCUUGCUCUUUAGGCAAUGUUGGGUAUUUUCUUCACCACCCACUCUGCAGUGCUGAUAGAGGAUGUGCCUUUCAAAGAGGAAGACAUGCACAACGAGUGAGUCCACACACACACGCAUACACAGUCAGUCUCUGGACACGUGACUCACAGUGGAAGAAUAGCUUCAGAAAUGUCACACACUCAGGAGACACACAAACGUGGCACUAAUGUAACAUAGGGGAGGAUACACAGUAGAGUAGUGUGUAUAUACAGGAUGGUUCGGGGUCAGCUUUCUCUCCCUCAAUCCUAUCCUUAUUGAUUAGGGGAGGAAACUCAAAACUGACCAUAGGAGGCCGGAUGCUGUCGUUUCUUUUAAAGGAAAAUACCACUCAAAGUAUCUUGUUUUUAUUUGUAUUUUUUAUUAGUCCACUGUUGAUACAGUGCCAAAAUGUUUUGAAUGUCAGCGGUCAAGUUUUCAAGAUGUACUAUUUUCAAGAAGUGUCACUUGCCACAGCGAUGCGUAUUGCAGCAAUCAUGAGAGCACCAGCUGUUCCGGAUGACUAUGUGAUCACGCUCUCCGUAGCCAAUGUGAGUAAGACUUUUAAGCAGGUCAACAUUCACAAGGCCGCAGGGCCAGACGGAUUACCAGGAUGUGUACUCCGAGCAUGUGCUGACCAACUGGCAAGUGUCUUCACUGACAUUUUCAACAUGUCCCUAACUGAGUCUGUAAUACCAACAUGUUUCAAGCAGACCACCAUAGUCCCCGUGCCCAAGGACACUAAGAUAACCUGCCUAAAUGACUACCGACCCAUAACACUGACGUCUGUAGCCAUGAAGUGCUUUGAAAGGCUGGUCAUGGCUCACAUCAACACCAUUAUCCCAGAAACCCUAGACCCACUCCAAUUUGCAUACCGCCCCAACAGAUCCACAGAUGAUGCAAUCUCUAUUGCACUCCACACUGCCCUUUCCCACCUGGACAAGAGAAACACCUACGUGAGAAUGCUAUUCAUUGACUACAGCUCAGCAUUCAACACCAUAGUGCCCUCAAAGCUCAUCACUAAGCUAAGGAUCCUGGGACUGAACACCUCCCUCUGCAACUGAAUCCUGGACUUACUGACGGGCCGCCCCCAGGUGGUAAGGGUAGGUAACAAUACAUCUGCCACACUGAUCCUCAACACGGGGGCCCCUCAGGGGUGCGUGCUCAGUCCCCUCCUGUACUCCCUGUUCACCCAUGACUGUAUGGCCAGGCACGAUUCCAACACCAUCAUUAAGUUUGCCGACGACACAACAGUGGUAGACCUGAUCACCGACAACGAUGAGACAGCCUAUAGGGAGGAGGUCAGAGACCUGGCCGUGUGGUGCCAGGAUAACAACCUCUCCAUCAACGUGACCAAGACAAAGGAAAUGAUUGUGGACUACAGGAAAAAAAAGAGGACUGAGCACGCCCCCAUUCUCAUCGACGGGGCUGUAGUGGAACAGGUUGAGAGCUUCAAGUUCCUUGGUGUCCACAUCACCAACAAACUAUCAUGGUCCAAACACACCAAGACAGUCGUGAAGAGGGCACGACAAAGCCUAUUCCCGCUCAGGAGACUGAAAAGAUUUGGCAUGGGUCCUCAGAUCCUCAAAAAAUUAUACAGCUGCACCAUCGAGAGCAUCCUGACUAGUUGCAUCACCGCCUGGUAUGGCAACUGCUCAGCCUCCGACCGCAAGGCACUACAGAGGGUAGUGCGUACGGCCCAAUACAUCACUGGGGCCAAGCUUCCUGCCAUCCAGGACCUCUAUACCAGGCGGUGUCAGAGGAAGGCCCUCAAAAUGGUCAAAGACUCCAGCCACCCUAGUCAGACUGUUCUCUCUGCUACCGCAUGGCAAGCGGUACUGGAGUGCCAAGUCUAGGUCCAAAAGACUUCUCAACAGCUUCUACCCCCAAGCCAUAAGACUCCUGAACAGCUAAUCAUGGCUACCCAGACUAUUUGCACUGCCCCCCACCCCCACCCCAUCUUUUUACGCUGCUGCUACGCUGUUAAUUAUUUAUGCAUUGUCACUUUAACUCUACCCACAUGUACAUAUUACUUCAACUACCUCAACUAGCCGGUGCCCCCGCACAUUGACUCUGCACCGGUACCCCCCUGUAUAUAUAGCCUCCCUACUGUUAUUUAAUUUUACUUCUGCUCUUUUUUUUCUCAACACUGUUUUGUUGUUUUAUUUUACUUUUUUAUUUAAAAAAUAAAUGCAUUGUUGUUUAAGGGCUGUAAGUAAGCAUUUCACUGUAAUGUCUACACCUGUUGUAUUCGGCGCAUGUGGCCAAUAAAAUUUGAUUUGAUGGGGCAAGAUACACUUUGCUUCUUGAUAGUUCAAUAUCUCAAAAACUUGACUGCUGACAUGCAAAACAUUUUGGGACUGUAUCAACAGUGGACAACAAAUACCAAAAUAUCGUUUUUGAGUGGAAUUUUCCUUUAAGUGUUUUGACUUACUUGCCUUGAUUUAUUACUUUAAGCUCCUUGUGGAGCAGAGGGCUUCAACAGUGCAUCUCCAGCGUUUUUAGUGUCUUCGUUUUUCCAAUUUGUGUCACAUGUCCCCUUCCCACUCUUUGUCACCCCUUGACCUCUGUCCCCCUCUCUUUCUCCCACUCUCUAUUACAGUCAAAACCCUCCCCACAACAUCUACAACCUCUAUAACCAGGUUGGAUACAACUGUUUCAUUGCAGCGGGUAUCUACGUGCUGGUUGCCGCUCUCUCCUUCUGCCAGAUUAAACUCAACCAUCGCAAGGAGUACAUGGUGCGCUAG